Lates calcarifer (barramundi perch) is the source of this 2116-nucleotide messenger RNA. Its product is annotated as toll-like receptor 2 type-2. The record is from RefSeq and is a predicted model, not a curated record. Gene Ontology annotation, molecular function: protein binding; triacyl lipopeptide binding; transmembrane signaling receptor activity. Gene Ontology annotation, cellular component: membrane. Gene Ontology annotation, biological process: immune response; toll-like receptor signaling pathway; inflammatory response. Bases 98 to 2116 code for a protein of 672 amino acids. The transcript has 10 exons. NCBI's taxonomy places the organism in Eukaryota, Metazoa, Chordata, Actinopteri, Centropomidae.
UUCCUCUUCUAUCAAAUUCCACUUCCUCCCUCGGUUUUCUUUCACUUUUGUACCGUUUUAUUUUAUUUCCUUCUGCUUCACUCUGUCCUCCUCCAGCAUGGGACAGCUGUCCAGCCUCCACCACUUCCUCUUCCUCCUCUUCCUCUUCUCCCUGUGCUGGGGUCAGAGGACAAACCAGGAUACUGGGAGGCCGUCCUGCAAUCGCUGUGACCGCCGGCUGUCCUGCGACUGCUCCCGUGGCGGAUUCACCCGCGUUCCCAUGGUAACGGACCGCGCACUCACUCUGGAUCUCUCCUUCAACAACAUCACCGAGGUUACGGACGUUGACCUGACGGGCCACGAGCAGCUGAGGGCUCUGAGUCUCCAUGGUAACAGACUGGUUGUGAUCGAUCCGUCAGCGUUCAACUCUCUGUGGAGUUUGGAGGAACUGGACCUCUCUGACAAUCAGCUCACUGCUCUCGACCCCAGGUGGUUCAGCAAGUUAGGAGCUCUGCAACAGCUCAACCUGCUCAACAACCCGUACAGCUGCAUAGGUUCUGCUCCGGUGUUUGACGGGCUGGUCAGACUGAGGAGGCUGGCGUUCGGAGGUCCUGCUCUGAGGGAGAUACAGAGAGGAGCUCUGUCAGGAGUCUCUCAGCUGGAGGAGCUCACUGUGCACGCCAACAACCUGACCAGGUACGAGUCCGGUGCUCUGGCGUACGUUUGGCCGCUGGGUCGUGUCACUUUGAGCCUCCAUGGACCGUUUUUAACAGACAGAGCCUUAGCCUCAUCUGUGCUCGCCGACGUGUCGUACCCUGAGACACCUAUGGUCCUGGAGGACCUCUAUCUGAUUGGGAAUGAGUCUGUCAAGCCCUUCUAUGAAACAGCCAAAAGGAGGGUCAGGUACAUAACUUUCCGUAACCUUUUCAUCUCUGAUGAGACCAUUGUUCGCCUCCUAGUGGUUGUUAACGGAGUGCCAGUCAUAUCCUUUAUCGUUGACAAUGUCACGCUGACAGGCGAGGGCAGGUGGGAGAGAGCCAACUGGACAGAUCACAGAGCUGUUGAUGAGUUUGUCGUACGAAACGUCGUGGUGCUGGACGUCUUUAAGUUUGUCUCAUUUCUACAGCUGCAGUUUCUGCUGCAGUACCCCAGGAAGGUGUCUGUAAUAAACUCCAAGGCGUUUGUGUUGCCCUGCCCCACGUCCAGCCUUUUAAUGAACCUGCAGUACUUCGAUCUGUCUGACAACCUGCUGACCGACAUGACUCUGACUGAGACCCUGUGUAACGGAAACGGCACGCUGAAGGACCUCCGAGUUUUAAACGUCAGCGGAAAUGCUCUGAAGUCUUUGUCGACGGUGAGCCGACUGGUAACGAAGCUCCGCAAACUGACCCACCUGGACAUCAGCAGGACCGACUACAGCUUCAUGCCCCAGAGCUGCCCCUGGCCCUCCACCCUGCGACACCUCAACAUCUCCGGAGCUAAACUUACCACCGUCACCCCCUGUCUACCCACAACUCUGGAGGUAUUGGAUCUGAGCAACAACGAUCUCAAAGACUUCACCGUGGCCCUGCCAUCCCUGAGAGAGCUCCACCUCUCUGGGAAUAAGUUUCUAAGGCUGCCCCCUGGAAAUCUGUUCCUCAACCUGCAAGCACUGACCAUACAGUCAAACACCCUAAACAUGUUCGACCGUUCAGAUCUCCAGUCAUACAAACGACUCUCGAACCUCCAGGCAGGUCAGAACAAGUUUGUCUGCUCCUGUGACUUUGUCGCCUUCCUCCAGUCGACCAUUAAAGGAGACGGAGAUGUGCAGUUAACAGACGGAGAGGAGAGCUAUGUCUGCGACUCUCCUCUCUACCUGCAGGGGGAACAAGUGGGUCAAGUCCACCUGUCUGUUGUCGUGUGCCACCGGGUUUUGUUCGUGUCCGUGAGCUGUGGGGUGGCGCUGUUCGUUGGGGUUCUGCUGUGCAUCCUGCUGUGGCGCCUCCAUGCCUUCUGGUACAUCAAGAUGACUUGGGCGUGGUUGAAGGCCAAGCAUAGCUCCCGGCGCCGGCAGCGACUCAGAGAUGAUCCCAGUUCAGACGCACUGCUAACCUUUGAUGCCUUCGUUUCCUACAGUGAAAGAGACGCAACCUGGUAG